Messenger RNA from Diceros bicornis minor, 897 nucleotides. Its product is annotated as kallikrein-4-like. Gene Ontology annotation, biological process: extracellular matrix disassembly; amelogenesis; proteolysis. Gene Ontology annotation, molecular function: serine-type endopeptidase activity. Lineage: Eukaryota; Metazoa; Chordata; Mammalia; Perissodactyla; Rhinocerotidae. The record is from RefSeq and is a predicted model, not a curated record.
AUGCGUUCCUGGGGGCAGGCCGGCCCAGCUGGGGAUGCUUAUAAGCCCCACGGGGGCCCUGGAGGAGGCAGCAGGCAGGAGCUCAGCCCAGCGCAGCAUCCAGGAGCCCAGAGGCGGCCAGGUGCUGACAUGACAGUCGCAGCAGGACCCUCCCGGGGCUGGUUCCUGGGGAGCCUCCUCCUCAGCGUCACAGGAUGCCUGGCCUCCAUUGGCAGCAGCCGGAUCAUAGCCGGCGAGGACUGCAGCCCCUACUCGCAGCCCUGGCAGGCGGCACUGUUCACGGAAAACGGAUUUUUCUGUGGGGGCGUCCUGGUGCAUCCACAAUGGGUGCUGUCAGCCGCACACUGUUUCCAGAACUCCUACACCGUCGGGCUAGGCCUGCACAGUCUUGAUGACGACCAAGAACCAGGCGCCUGCAUGAUGGAGACCAGCCUUUCCAUACAGCACCCAGAGUACAACAAACCCUUUUACGCCAACGACCUCAUGCUCAUCAAGUUGAAAGAAUCGGUGUCGCAGUCUGCCACCAUCCGGAACAUCAGCAUCGCCUCCCAGUGCCCCACCGCUGGGGAUUCUUGCCUUGUCUCCGGCUGGGGGCAGCUGAAGAAUGGCAGGCAGCCCAACGUGCUCCAGUGCGUGAAUAUCUCAGUGGUGUCUGAGGAGAGCUGCAGUGCCCUCUAUGACUUCAUAUAUCACCCCAGCAUGUUCUGCGCUGGAGGAGGACAGGACCAGAAGGACUCCUGCAAAGGUGACUCUGGGGGCCCCGUGGUCUGCAACGGGUACCUGCAGGGCCUCGUGUCUUUUGGACAUGCCCAGUGUGGCCAACCCUACAUUCCAAGUGUCUACACCAACCUCUGCAAGUUCACUGACUGGAUACAGAAAACCAUCCAGGCCAGUUAA